Torulaspora delbrueckii is the source of this 1674-nucleotide messenger RNA. It is a transcript of the gene SPO77, whose product is annotated as Spo77p. The record is from RefSeq and is a predicted model, not a curated record. The transcript has a single exon. Bases 1 to 1674 code for a protein of 557 amino acids. NCBI's taxonomy places the organism in Eukaryota, Fungi, Ascomycota, Saccharomycetes, Saccharomycetales, Saccharomycetaceae.
AUGACUUUGACAUUAAAGGAUAUCAAUAGUGCGGCAACGGGAUCUUUUAGUUAUAAUCAUUUUUCCAAAAUAUCCAUUUUGCAGGAAACGUAUAAAGCAGAAAGUCAUGGUAGUCCUGAUUUGAUAUUGCGUCAAAGAUUUAAGAGAACCCAUGAAAAAUCAUGUAAACGGUUUACCAGGAGUAGUGGUCGUGAUUGGUGUGAUGCUAGAGAUUUGGAUGAAAAUAAAAUGUUGGCUCAUCUUUUGAGUACGGACACGGAUAGUGUUUUAGAAUUUUCGAUUUCCUCUGAUAGGCCCCAUCAUGAUUCCGAAUUUCAACUCUUUACACCACCUAUGCUCGAAGGUAAUACUUUAUUAACUUUGGAAGAAUUGAAUGCACAAAUUGCAUUGUUGCUGGCAGAGUAUUGCCCCAGGCGUGGUACAAAUUUUCUAUCAGAGUUAACAUUGACACUAAUCACACAGGCGGUUCAAUUGAACCAGGCAUUUGCAAGGUUUAAAGAUGUUGGAAGCUCAGAUAAGAAUGUUACGACGUUUGUGCAACUCUGUAAUAAGAUCAUGCGAGAUCUAUGGCUACGAAGUCUAUCCGACUCUAUUGAGCAUAUGCAUACUAUGCUACUAAUAUUGGAGAGAUUUGAGGGACAGUAUAACAAAGUGGAGGUAAGAGGGAUUACUGAUCCCGGGAUUGGAACUGUACUUCGCAAAUGGUCACUACUGAACUAUUUCCCACCGGUUUUAAUUAAUUCACUAAAAUUCAAGGUCGAAAGUAGUACCAUUUGUGAUGAUGAUUGUAAUAUGAUUGCUAAUAGCGAGUUAUUCAAGAUCGCUUUCGUAACUUUGGCGAUUGAGUCGAGUAAAGGAUUUGCAAAGAUGAUUAAUAUUCUAAUAGAUUUACGCGCUUACGAGUCUUUUACAAACCAUAUUGUGGUGAAUUACCUCGAAUUGCUCCUGGCCUGUACCAUUGAUACUCGUGUUGGUGAAAUCAUGAUAGGUCUCGAGCAGGUCAUCAAACGCUGGAUCACCGUAAAGGAAUCAACGGAACCUUUAACGAGAACAAUAUUUCAUCAAUGGGCUCAACGAGUAAUGAUAACUUACAAGAUACAACAAGAACAGGAAAUAAGGCUUAACGGGACGCAGGAUGAAGCUGACGUAAUGUUCGAUAAGUGGGAAGUCGCAAAACUAUUUGUCAGUGAAAUCUUACAAUUUAUCCAACCCGAACCCACUAGUCAGGCAAGAAGCGACACUUUGGGAUGGCUAACAGUGUUUGAUGAGUAUUACGAUGCAGCAUCAAAUCCAAACGACUGCAUUCGGGAACCCUCGCAAUUCGAGCUAGAUUCAAUCAGUAUAAAGAGUAUUCCGCAACGCCGCACAACUGCCAAGCGAGAUGCAAUUAAGAGAUGGGCCUCAUACAGCAAGGACAAAGUUACACAGAGUUGUCACCGCAUCAAGCGUAGAUUUCAAAGAGUCUUCCACAUGCACACAAAUCAUGCUCUGAUAACAUCUGUGCGUUACUACAGUGCCCUCAAUGGCAGGAAUUACGAAUAUCACUACCCAGACGAAACACCGGGUUUCACAUCCGACCAAUGUGCCCAUGUGCAACGCCUCACCCAGAAGCUCUACAAGAGCGAGCAAAGGGGCAAGAGGAAAAGAGAUGCACUAAGAGUUAUCUUUAUGUAA